Rhododendron vialii is the source of this 1431-nucleotide messenger RNA. RefSeq names its product heat shock factor protein HSF30-like. Gene Ontology annotation, cellular component: nucleus. Lineage: Eukaryota; Viridiplantae; Streptophyta; Magnoliopsida; Ericales; Ericaceae. The coding region runs from base 59 to 1168 and encodes 369 amino acids. Gene Ontology annotation, biological process: regulation of transcription by RNA polymerase II. The record is from RefSeq and is a predicted model, not a curated record. Gene Ontology annotation, molecular function: DNA-binding transcription factor activity; RNA polymerase II cis-regulatory region sequence-specific DNA binding. The transcript has 2 exons.
CGAAACUCAGAACACCCAACGUACUACCAACGCAUAUCAUUUUUCUCUCUAUCUAAAAAUGGAAGGAGUGACAGUAAAGGAAGAAGAGGUGACAGUGAUAUCCUACACCGCCGCGCCGGGCUCGUCGUCCUCAUCACCCUUAUCGUCGUCGCCGCUGCCAAUAGAGGGGAUUCACGAAGUGGGUCCGCCUCCGUUCCUGACCAAGACGUUCGACAUGGUGGAAGACCCGUCCACCGAUGCGGUGGUGUCGUGGAGCAGAGCCAGGAACAGCUUCGUCGUCUGGGACUCUCAUCGGCUUUCCACCACUCUGCUCCCUAGGUACUUCAAGCACAGCAACUUCUCCAGCUUCGUUCGCCAGCUCAACACAUAUGGUUUCAGGAAAGUUGACCCAGACAGGUGGGAAUUCGCAAAUGAAGGCUUUUUGGGAGGGCAGAAACACCUCCUGAAAACCAUCAAAAGGAGAAGAAAUCCCUCACAAAACAUGCAACAAGAAGGAGGCGGGCCGGUUUGUGUGGAAUUAGGUCAAUAUGGAUUGGAAGAAGAGCUUGAAACACUAAGGAAGGAUCGAAAUGUACUGAUGUCAGAAAUCAUAAAGCUCAGACAGCACCAGCAGAAUUCAAGGGACAAGGUAAUUGCAAUGGAGGAACGAAUUCGAAGCACGGAGAGGAAGCAGCAACAGAUAAUGAGCUUCCUCGCGAAAGCCCUACAUAGUCCUUCCUUUGUCCAGCAAUAUUUGGAUAAGUACGCGGAGAGAAGAGAGCAACAAGGAAUUGAGAUCCCACGAAAGAGGAGACUAACAAUGAGCCCAAGUGUGGAAAGUCUUUUUACAAACCAGGAGGAAGAGUUGGGAAAUAUUGAGCUAGAGAUAGAGAUGGAAACGUUGUUUUCGGCUGCGUUGGACAAGGACUCAAGUAGUGAAAUUGUGAACCUGAACAUCGAAACUAUCCCAAUAACUAGUGGUACCGGUUUGGAUUAUGGUGGUAAGAUCAUAUGGGAAGAUUUUCUUGCUGAAGAUGUUUUAGGUGGAAAUGAGGAGGGGGAAGUUUUGGUGGGUGAUCAAUCAGAAGUUGAUGUGGAAGUAGAGGAUUUGGCAGCGGAGCCUCUUGAUUGGGGCGAGGAUUUUCAGGACCUUGUUGAUCAGAUGGGAUUUCUCAGGUCAAUUCCCUGAUUGACUUGUUAUGCUCAGAUGAGAUGAAAGGAAAUGGUUUUUGUGGCUUUGUGUGCUGAAUUGGCCUUUGCAACUCCACCGCUUAUCCUCUGGUGGGUAUGGUUUCGCUUUUUGUUGUGUGCGUUUUGCUUGGUGUGGGGCUAAUAAAGUGUUUGUUUCUUGUAUUCCAGGGGAUUGGUGAGAGUUGCCAGGAGGCCAAGAACUAAUAAACUGUUCUUCUGUAUCCUUCAAUGAAAUGAUAAUUAGUUAUCGCUUUAGCAAAA